AAAGGGAAAGGGAAAGGGAAAGGGAAAGGGAAAGGGAAAGAAAAGGUCGGGUGGGGCUGCUGCGGGUGGGGCAAGGGCUGCUGUGAGCCCGAGGACCAGGACGCGGUGGCCGUGGCCACCAGGCCAUGUCCACCUUCCACCCUGCUCACAGCCCUGCACAGCUUCCCAAUGCCUUUCUGGAGGUUUCUGAUGGGGUGGGGAGGCAGGGGGUGCUCGGCUGGCCGGGGGGCAGCUCUGGAGUCUCCCAGACGCCUCACCCUGGCACCGAAGCUGCUGCUGCCCAUCCAGGCCCCCUGCAGUGAAUCAACCCCAUGACUUGUCUGAUUGUAUUUUGAAUCUUGGCAUGGCCUGCAGUGACCUGCGACGAAAAAUGAGGUGUCACCAGCUACAAUGUAGCUCUCAAAAGACAUCCUUCUGCUUGAUGAACCGCAGGGAAAGGCAUCCUAAACCAGGCACCUUGACCUUGUUUUCAGCCCAGGUUCCCAGUGCUGGUGCACACGGGAGCCAGUCACUGCACAUCUGCCACCAAGGGGAAUCGCCUCCGAGGCCAACUGUGCCAUGGGGAAAGGAAAGGGUUAAACAUCAGAAGAGUUUGAUUUAGUACACAACACGGAUAAAGCCAUUCUCUCUGCCAUUAAAACUGAGGGUAUUUAAUUCAGUAAAGUGAGAUUUCAUUCCCCAUGACUUGGCUGGUUGUAUUUUGAAUCUGGGCACGGGCUGCAGUGACCUGCAACGAAAUACGAGGUGUCACCAGCUACAAUGUAGGUGUUAAAGUGGGAAAGGCAGGAGGGAGCCUCAGCAUCUCCCAUCCCGUGGAUAACUUCAUCACAAAGGACCAGGGCGGCGCCCGCUGGCUCCUGGGGCGGCUGUUGCUGGGCAACAGAGACACUAUAUUGUCCCCUGUCACCUGUGCCCCUCGCCCAUUUGGUCACUGGCCGUGGUGGGAUCACUUGCCGUGGUGGGAUCACUGUGGUGGUGGACUCAUUUUGGCAGUUGGACCACUUUUGGUGGUGGGAUCACAUUUGGUGGUUGCAUCACUUUUGGUGUUGGGUUCACAUUUGGUGGUUGCAUCACUUUUGGUGUUGGGAUCACUUUUGGUGGUUGAACCGCUUUUCGUGGUUUGAUCACUUUCGGCACUUGGAUCGCUCUGGUGACUGGAUCGCUUUCAUCACUCGGAUUGCUUUUGGAACUUGGAUCUGUUUUGGUGACUGAUCGCUUUCUGUGGCAAGAAGGAGCAGGAGAAAGGCUGCUGGCUGUCCAUCCCUCCAAGAUCACCUCUGGACAGAAAAGCUCCUGUCUCCCUACUUCGGGUUCAGUGUUUUCACGCAGAACAGCAGCGAUGGCCACACGCAGUCUGUUGGAAAUGCUGGACGCUGCCAUCGGGACACCCCAAGUUGGGGUUGUGGAUUUCGUGGCGCUCCACAAGCUGCUGAAAGCCAUGAUCAUCGGGCAGCAGGGUCAGCAGGAGGUGCAGUGCGGCCUGGCAGAGGACAUGCAGGCCAUGCAGAAGGCGCACUCUGGCAUGGCAGAGGACAUGCGGGAGAUGAAGGAGGCGAUGCAGGAGGCGCAUUCUGGAAUGGCACAGGACAUCCAGGAGAUGAAGGAGGCGCAUGUCGGCCUGGCAGAGGACAUGCAUGCCCUGCAGGAGGCGCAUUCCGGCCUGGCCGAGGACAUCCAGGAGAUCCAGGAGACACUUGGCCUGGAGGGCGGUGGGGGCCAGUCUGCCCCCUCCGAGCCCACCCAGGUGGCCAUGGACAGCCAGGCCAGGAAGAGCUCAGCACUGGGGCCGAAGGGACGUGGAACACAGCCUGGGAUGGAGACCGGCAGGGGGACUGCAGGGUCUGGCUCCCUGGGGAUGCAAGCAGGGACACAGGGGGAACCAGCGACCCCUGUGAAGUUGUCAGGCGCUCCCUCUGAUCACACGAGGUCUAUUGGUGCCGGCGCCACCACCCCGGGGAUGCAGCCAGGAUCACGGGGCACCCAGGCCAGCACCCACCUGGGGACACAGCCAGGGGCCCCUGACACCCAGGCCAGCACCUCAGGGAUGCAGCCAGGAUGCCCUGGGACCCACACCACCACCCCUGGGGUGCAGCCUGCGUCCUCCAGAUCCCAAGCCACCAUCCCAGGCGAUGCCCAAGAGCCGGCCAAGCCCUGGGGCUCCACCAGCACCUCCAGCUACGAGUCGGAGAUGCGGGAGGUUCUCUCCCAGGUUGGGCAGCUCGGCAACGUCUACGCUGGUCUGAAGGAGGAGGUGGAACAGCUUAAAUCUACAAAAGCAGAACGUGCGGAUCUUGAGAACGUGCGCCAGCUUUUCCCAAAGGGAGGUCGGCAGAGCAUCACCAGCAUCCUGUCUGACCUCAAGUGCCAGAUGUCCUUCCUACAAGACAUGGCCAGGGCCCUCCACGGGGAGGAGGAGAAGAUCAGCAAGGUGGAGGAUGCUCCCAGAAAGACGAGGGGGGCUGGAGCCGGCAGAAAAGCAGACGGCAGCGGCCAGAUGACCCGACAGCUGCGGUAA
Columba livia (rock pigeon) is the source of this 2515-nucleotide messenger RNA. RefSeq names its product pulmonary surfactant-associated protein D-like. The record is from RefSeq and is a predicted model, not a curated record. The coding region runs from base 1340 to 2515 and encodes 391 amino acids. The transcript is spliced from 4 exons. Lineage: Eukaryota; Metazoa; Chordata; Aves; Columbiformes; Columbidae.